GAAUUAGCAAAUCGGACUAUGCUCGAAGACGAAGAUUAGCCGCGCGCAACGUGCAAUCUAGCCAUUGUGGACAACGCUAUAAAGAAGCUUUCAGCUGGAACAGGGGCACUUCUAUAGUUAAACACGUUGCAACAACAUGAACUUCGUAUUCAUCCCAUUCUUUCUUGUCGCCCACGUGGCGGUCGACGAGACCGUAUGGAAGCUCGGUCCGGAGUUUGUAUUCGAUGUGGAGAUGAACUUCACGUCGAUCCCCAUGGACCAUCAUCUGCAGACUGUGAAAAAAUCGAACUACACGGUGAUGAAUCUGUACUGCAGGCCGAAACGCGAUGACACGCUCGCCCUCAGCUGCCGCAUGGCUAACUGCCGCGGCCAGAGCAUAGACCUGACCAACGACAAUCAACUGGAGAUGUCCGAGGAAACUUACAAACGUUUCUGCGACGCGGAACCGUUCGAAAUCAAGUACAACGAGCACGGGAUCGACCAUUUGAUCGUAAACGAGCGCAUGCGUGUCUACACCUUGAACGACAUCAAACUGAUCGCCGAACGUUUGAACAUCGGCGUGGAUUUGAACGGAAUUCCCGACGGUACUUUCGACGUCCCGCAGAACACAACGAUCGGACGGUGCAAUGUACACGUCGGCCUCCAUCACUAUCCUACGAAAAGGGUCCUGAAUAAUGUAGAGAAAUACCGGUACGAGCUGAAAGCAUUGCCGCCAUUGAACAAAGUGCCCGGUGAGGUUCUGCUCAUCCAAAAGACGACAAACUUGAACAACUGCAGCCGCUACGCCGCGUUCUACUUCGGCUCCUACGGGAACAGUCUCGUCGAGCCGGAUCUUCACUCGCAUUUAGAAAGCUCGACCAGCCGCAUUUUUAUAUCGGACUUCCAGUUCGCUUCGACGCUGUCGAGGACUGGCACCCUUGGCUCGGACAGAAUGAACAAUCUCGUCGCGAUUUCGGAAUACGUGAGCGUGACCUUACGAGAAAUUCGUGCGGCUAAACGAGAGCUGCCCGAUAUUACGGAGGCGUCGAGGACAGACAUCGAAGUGAAUGCGAACGUAAAUAGAAUCAAUGCGAUGAAAUAAAUUUUGAUACAUCUUCAUCGGUCGGUUACGAAGAGCAUGGUCCACGCACGUGAGAUCGUAGAUUCGUGUUAUGUAUGUAAGUAGUUGGAAGUAUCAACUAUGUAAAGUAUCCCUCUGACAGUAUAAUAAAAAUUAAAAAGUCAUCUACGA
Nomia melanderi (Alkali bee) is the source of this 1231-nucleotide messenger RNA. RefSeq lists its product as uncharacterized. The record is from RefSeq and is a predicted model, not a curated record. Gene Ontology annotation, molecular function: lipid carrier activity. NCBI's taxonomy places the organism in Eukaryota, Metazoa, Arthropoda, Insecta, Hymenoptera, Halictidae. Gene Ontology annotation, biological process: lipid transport.